AUGUCCACAAUUCUCGCCCAUCAAAGCCACUCUCUCGGAGGACCACUCUCCAGAGCAUCCUCUGUCAUCAUCAGAACCCAGAAACCUACAGUGACAAGAUCAUACGCAGAGCAGGUCGACCAUUCGAGAUCAACUGGUCCUCAAUCUGGCAAGGAGAGUAGACCGCUAUUUCUUGCUGGGCUUGCUGCAAUUGCGCUCAUCCCGGGCUACUAUAUUUUCCACAGCAACAAACCAGCCGCUUCUGAACAGGCCGCAAUCAAAGAGUCUAGAAGAAAAGGAAAUCCAAGUCAAGAAAUAAGAGACCCACGAGACAGUGAAGUGAAGACGAUUGAGCAGAAGAAGCAGCGAGAGAGCUCUUAG
Exophiala mesophila is the source of this 360-nucleotide messenger RNA. RefSeq lists its product as uncharacterized. The transcript is spliced from 2 exons. Bases 1 to 360 code for a protein of 119 amino acids. Lineage: Eukaryota; Fungi; Ascomycota; Eurotiomycetes; Chaetothyriales; Herpotrichiellaceae. The record is from RefSeq and is a predicted model, not a curated record.